GAAGAUGCAUUUCAACCAGUGAGUUGGGGUCAAGGCGAGACCGACUUUAUAGUAGACUCACUAGACUCCAUUUGUAGUUUUGUACAGCACCAAAAUAAAAGGCCAACAGAAUGCCAUAGUGCCCAAAGAAGCGACUUUCAGGUUCCCAACAGACAUGGAGGCCAGUUAUCAUCGGAAUUUCCUCUGCUUCAGCUUCAAUUUUAGCUUCACUACUCUCCUCUUCCUGUCGUUCAUCUUUGCCACCUCCUACGCCUCUCUCCUCUCCAACCCACCCCUUCUCGGAAUUCACCCUCUCGAUGAGAAGUACUUUAAGUCAGACGUUAUCAAGUGCAAGGACGGGUCAAAAUCCUUCAGCAGAGACCGUGUCAAUGACGAUUUCUGUGACUGCGUUGACGGGACUGAUGAGCCAGGAACUUCAGCCUGUCCGGCAGGGAAAUUUUAUUGUAGGAAUGUAGGAAGUACACCUCAGUUUAUAUUUUCUUCUCGCGUUAAUGAUCGAUUUUGUGAUUGCUGUGAUGGAAGUGAUGAAUACGAUGGCAGCAUCAGUUGUCCCAAGACAUGCAUCAUGGGUGGGAAUAUUGACUACAAGACUGGCAGUUAUGUCUCAACUGUCCGUGAUACAGGCUCCAUUGAUGCAAAAGAAACCAAAAAUGGAGCUAAUUUGGAGGACUUGAUUGAAAAGCUUAAAGGUCUGAAGGUAAUAAUAGUCGUACAGGUGAUUCUUGUUGGUGGUGUGGUGGUUUACAUUUACCGGAUAGUCAAUCGCCGUGUCAGAUCUAAAAGAAGACGUUAUCGUUGAAGAAAUCUACCACCCACAGUGUAGCUGACUAUUUUAUUUUGGCUUUCAGCGCAUUGAUUGCUUUCUUGUGGGGGUGCUUUCUUCCAGAUUUGACUAUUUCCAAGCCUGACAGGCUUUAGUCUUGAUUUCAAAGUCUUGUUGCAUCAGUACAAGUAUUUGCUGCUGGGCAAGGAACAAAAUAGUGGACUGAUAUCUAUCUGCUGCAGUGCUCAAAUAUUGGAAGUUAUGAAAGGCUUUGACAUAAAGGAAAUGGAACAGAUUUUGAGCUCGGUUUCAUGGAUAGUCUACACAAAGUAAGACAAAUACUUGCUGCCUCACUUCGAAGACUUUCAGUGAAAUACAAUACAGAGGGGAAUUUGUUAUACUUGUUACCCUGUAAAAGUAAAAUUUCUUACAAUCAAGUGCAUGAUUGUUCUUUUUGAUGUUCACUUGAACAUAAUAUUUCAUAGGUCCAAAUGAAUGAUAUACACAGGAUGGUGCUUCCUGCAAAUCCGCUUGUGCUUUGAGUAGUCUCAGAAGAUGUGGAUGUAUACAGCAAAUUGUGCCCCACAAUCCCCCAAAAUCAUGCAUAUCCUAGUAUUUGGUCUUCCCAAUAGGGUCAUUAUAACAUUAGUCUUCAGAGUGCUCUCUUUACUAGUAUAUAAUUGAAAUGAUUUCAAAGACUUUUCAGGGUCUGCUACUGAGCUAUUGGGAAGCUGCUAACCAACAAUCAGCAUUUAGCUCAAACUGAAACAUGAUAUCUUGUAUUCUUGAUUGUAACAGGUCUAAUGGUAAUCUAAGAUUUAUGCUUUCUUUGUAAUUGUUCAGUUUUAAUGGGCUUUCCGUUAUGACUGUUUUAGUUUCUCUUUUGAACUGUUGUAUGGAGAUUAGGGGGGAGUA
Messenger RNA from Corylus avellana, 1678 nucleotides. Its product is annotated as kinase C substrate, heavy chain-like protein. Gene Ontology annotation, biological process: N-glycan processing. Gene Ontology annotation, cellular component: glucosidase II complex. NCBI's taxonomy places the organism in Eukaryota, Viridiplantae, Streptophyta, Magnoliopsida, Fagales, Betulaceae. The record is from RefSeq and is a predicted model, not a curated record.